This is a messenger RNA of Humulus lupulus (European hop), 1922 nucleotides long. RefSeq names its product SUN domain-containing protein 1-like. Lineage: Eukaryota; Viridiplantae; Streptophyta; Magnoliopsida; Rosales; Cannabaceae. Gene Ontology annotation, biological process: nuclear envelope organization. Gene Ontology annotation, cellular component: nuclear envelope. The transcript has 2 exons. Gene Ontology annotation, molecular function: protein-membrane adaptor activity. The coding region runs from base 199 to 1593 and encodes 464 amino acids. The record is from RefSeq and is a predicted model, not a curated record.
CAACGAAGCGCUUAAACCGUCGCAUCGGUCAUUCAACUUUGCCUUUUCGGCUUUUUCCCAAUUCAAAGUUUCUGUCCUUUCGAUUCCCCCAAUUUUCGAUUUGAAAUUUUUUUUAGGGUUUCGUUUUUGUUGAGUUCUGAAUCGAACAACUCUUGGAAUUUAGUAUCAAAUUGCACUUGCGGAGUUUAGAGAAGCCCAAUGUCGGCAUCGACAGUGUCGAUUACGGCGAACCCCGGUACUCGGCGGAGGUCGGCGGUAGUGGUAUCGACAGAGAAGUCAAAAAAUAUUGAGUUGAUCUCUGCGGAGCCUCAACACAAGGCCGGUGACGAUAAAUCCACCACCGGUAAUGGCAGAGAUCUGAGUCACCACUCGAUUAGAGGUGAGGCUAUUCUCGAGCGAACCUCAAGGGAUGCCGUACAGACUAAGAAAACGACCUCCACAGUUUCCCCUCCGGUGACAACCACCGCUCGUCGGAGUCGGAAGGUCGCCUCUCCGAAGCCCCGUUGGGUCACUGUCCUCAGCGUCUUCACUAAGAAUUUCCUUCUUCUGAUUUUGCUGGCUGGUCUGGUUCAGAUUGUCAGGAGGUUUGCCUUGCGAUCUGAAGAUGGUGGGGAAGGCCCACCUUUGGCGUUUUCUGAUUUCGAAGGGCGAAUUGCGGAAAUAGAGAAGCUUUUUAAGUCCACCACGAGGAUGAUGCAGGUUCAAGUGGAGGUCGUUGAUCGGAAGAUUGAUAAUGAGGUAGGAGGGUUGAGAGAAGAAGUUGGGAAAAUGAUCGAGGAAAAAGGGUCUGUAUUAGAUAAUCGAUUGAUCGAAUUGGAGUCCAAGGGUGAAGCUUUAGAGAGGUCAUUGGGUGAGUUGAAAGAUGUUAAUUGGUUGUCUAAGGAGGAGUUUGAUAAGAUUUAUGAGCAACUGCAGAAAAAAGUUACGGGAGAUGAUGCUGGUAAAGGGGAAGCUAGUUUGAAUGAUAUCAGGGUGUAUGCGAGGGAUGCGGUACUGAAGGAGAUUGAGAAACACGCUGCUGACGGGCUUGGGCGGGUGGAUUAUGCUUUGGCUAGUGGUGGAGCCAUGGUUGUGAGGCACUCUGAACCUUAUGUGGUAGUAAAAGGAAGCAAUUGGUUUCCAAUGAGUGCAAGAAAUGGGGUUAAUAAUGAUGCGAGAAAGAUGCUGAACCCGAGUUUUGGAGAGCCAGGACAAUGUUUUGCAUUGAAAGGCAGUAGUGGGUUUGUCGAGAUUAGGCUGAGGACAGCAAUUAUUCCUGAAGCCGUUACCUUGGAACAUGUUGCCAAGAGCGUUGCUUUCGACAGAUCAAGUGCUCCCAAGAAUUGCAGAAUCUCUGGGUGGCUGCAAGAGCAUAAUAUUGAAUGGUCAUAUGAUUCCGAGAAGAUGUUUCUUUUAGCUGAGUUCAGCUAUGACCUUGAGAAGAGCAAUGCACAGACCUUCAAUGUGUUGGAGUCGGCAGGUUCUAACGUUGUUGAUACUAUCAGGUUUGAUUUUACUUCCAACCACGGAAGCCCUUCUCAUACUUGCAUUUAUCGCUUGAGGAUGCACGGCCAUGAACCAUACUCAGUUUCUAUGAUGCCAAUGCAAUCUUGACACCACCCAUGUAUUCCAUUCUUGUAAUAUUUCUCUCUCUCUCUCUCUCUCUCUCUCUCUCUUAAUCGGAUCUAGUUACAGAGCUUGAGUUGUAUCUCUCAUCAUUAGAUUCUGGAUCUAGUCAGGUAUUUUGCUUGUAUCUAGGUUUUUCUAGUGUAAUCAAAUUGAUGUGUAUUUUACGGAAGUCAAAUAGGAUGGUUUCGCUGCUUGGACAUUAAUUGGGUGAUAUGGUUUUUUGGGUCUGGAUAAAAAAGUGUUGUGCAUUCCAACUGUGAGGUAGACAAUAUUUUAGGUAAUGAAUAUGAUGUGAUAUUGAAUUGGGCCGAAAA